GACUUAUCACUAUGGGGGAUAUGAAGACCCCUGAUUUCGAUGACCUCCUUGCAGCCUUUGACAUUCCCGACAUUGAUGCGAAUGAAGCCAUACACUCUGGGCCAGAGGAGAAUGAGGGGCCAGGAGGCCCAGGGAAGCCGGAACCCAGUGUAGGGGCUGACUCUGGAGAAGCAACAGCCACAGCUGCUGGGGAUGGCUCUGGGGCUCCAGCCCAAACCUCUGACCACAGCUUGCCGCCACCAGACAUCUCAGCUGUUAGUGUCAUUGUCAAGAACACUGUGUGUCCUGAGCAGCCUGAGAAUCUUUCUGGCGGUUCAGGAGGGGAAGGGACUCGAGCUGUGGGGAUGACUAAGGAGGCAUCUGUGGGUACCCGUCUAAUGCAGAAUGGUUUUGGGAGUCCUGAACCAUCCCUCACAGGGACCCCUCACUCCCCAGUUCCUCCCAGUGGAGGUUCCUGGAAAGAAAAGGCCAUGGAAGGCAAAGCUCCUUUGGACCUUUUUGCACAUUUUGGGCCUGAGCCAGGGGAGCACCCUGAUCCAUUGCCUCCCUCUGCACCCUCCCCACCUCGAGAAGGGGCUAUGACUCCACCGAACUUCUCCUCUCCCUUUGCACUGGCCCGGGAGAAUGGCCCAGCUCUGUUGCCACCUGAAUCUUCCCCACCCCUGGUGGCCUUGAAGCAGGAGAGCUGCAGCCCCCUUCGUCCUCAGGACCUUGUCCAGCAAGGCUCUGGAUCCAGCCCAGACGCCACAGACAUGCCUGCCAGCGCCUCACCUCCCCCCGCUGCUGGGGUCCCGUUCUUUAAGCAGUCUCCUGGGCAUGAAAGCCCUCUUGUCUCCCCUGAGGUGCCUGACUGUCAGCCUCUAAAAGAAGAGGGAGAAGAUGAUGAGGGUCCGGUGGAAAAGUCUCUCCCAGGAAGUCCCCAGAGUCCCUCUAGUGGAGCUGAGGCUGCAGAUGAGGACAGCAAUGACUCCCCUGGCUCCUCCAGCUCCUCUAGGCCCCUCAAGGUGCGGAUCAAGACCAUUAAAACAUCUUGUGGAAAUAUCACAAGGACUGUAACUCGAGUUCCCUCAGACCCUGACCCCCCUGCACCCUCAUCUGAAGGGGCCGUCCUGGCUGAGGCCAGUCUCCUAAAGCUGUCCCCUGCACCCCCGACCCCUGAGGGUCCAAAGGUGGUGAGUGUCCAGUUGGGUGAUGGCACAAGGCUAAAGGGCACUGUGCUGCCUGUGGCCACCAUCCAGAAUGCCAGUACCGCCAUGCUGAUGGCAGCCAGUGUGGCCCGUAAAGCUGUGGUCCUGCCUGGAGGAACUGCCACUAGCCCUAAAUCAAUGGCCAAGAAUGUGCUAGGCCUGGUGCCCCAAACCCUGCCCAAGGCUGACGGCCGGGCCGGGCUGGGGACAGCGGGGCAGAAGGUGAACGGAGCCUCUGUGGUAAUGGUGCAGCCUUCAAAGCCAGCCACUGGCCCAGGGGCAGGUGGUGGCACAGUGAUCUCACGGACCCAGUCCAGCUUGGUGGAGGCCUUCAACAAAAUCCUCAAUAGCAAGAACCUGCUGCCUGCCUACAGGCCAAACCUGAGUCCCCCGGCUGAGGCAGGCCUGGCCCUACCCCCAACAGGCUACCGCUGCCUUGAGUGUGGGGAUGCCUUCUCCCUGGAGAAGAGCCUCGCGCGGCACUAUGACCGCCGGAGCAUGCGCAUCGAGGUUACCUGUAACCACUGUGCCCGCCGCCUGGUCUUCUUCAACAAGUGCAGCCUGCUGCUGCAUGCACGUGAGCACAAGGAUAAGGGGCUUGUCAUGCAGUGCUCUCAUCUAGUCAUGAGGCCUGUCGCCCUUGACCAGAUGGUGGGGCAGCCGGACAUCACACCCUUGCUACCGGUGGCUGUUCCACCUGUCCCUGGACCUCCAGCCCUGCCUGCCUUGGGCAAGGGUGAAGGGGCUGUCACCUCCUCCACCAUUACUACAGUUGCUGCUGAGGCCCCUGUGUUGCCACUGUCGACUGAACCACCUGCUGCGCCUGCCUCCUCUACUUACACAUGCUUCCGCUGCCUGGAGUGCAGGGAGCAGUGCCGGGACAAGGCUGGCAUGGCUGCCCACUUCCAACAGCUCGGACCCCCUGCCCCUUGGGCCACCAGCAAUAUGUGCCCGACCUGCCCUAUGAUGCUCUCCAAUCGCUGCAGCUUCAGUGCCCACCAGCGCAUGCAUAAGAACCGGCCUCCUCACGUCUGUCCUGAGUGUGGGGGCAACUUCCUGCAAGCAAAUUUCCAGACCCACCUUCGAGAGGCUUGUCUGCAUUUCUCACGUCGAGUAGGAUACAGGUGUCCCAGCUGCUCAGUGGUCUUUGGGGGUGUGAACUCCAUCAAGUCUCACAUCCAGACGUCACACUGCGAGGUUUUCCACAAGUGCCCCAUCUGCCCCAUGGCCUUCAAGUCUGCACCCAGCGCCCAUGCCCACCUCUACACCCAGCAUCCUAGCUUCCACACGCAACAGGCCAAGCUGAUCUACAAGUGCGCCAUGUGUGACACCGUCUUCACUCACAAGCCCCUCCUCUCCUCACACUUCGACCAGCACUUGCUGCCUCAGCGAGUCAGUGUCUUUAAGUGCCCAUCCUGUCCUCUGCUCUUUGCUCAAAAAAGGACCAUGCUGGAACAUCUCAAAAACACUCAUCAGUCUGGACGUUCAGAGGAAGAAACUAAUGGAAAAGGGGCUGGGGGUUCCCUCCUGACUCCUAAGACUGAGCCCGAGGAGCUAGCUGUUUCUCGUGGGGAGGCCGCCCCCACUGAGGAGUCAUCUUCAUCUACAGAAGAAGAGGAGCCACCCAGCUCCCCCGAGCCUCCCCGCCCAACUAAGCGACCCAGGAGGGAACUGGGGAACAAAGGCAUCAAGGGCGGGGGUGGGGGACCUGGAGGUUGGACCUGUGGUCUUUGUCACUCUUGGUUCCCUGAGCGUGAUGAGUAUGUGGGUCACAUGAAGAAAGAACAUGGCAAGUCAGUGAAAAAGUUUCCCUGUCGCCUGUGUGAGCGUUCCUUCUGCUCUGCCCCCAGCCUGAGGCGCCACGUCAGGGUCAAUCACGAGGGUAUCAAGCGAGUUUACCCUUGCAGGUAUUGCACAGAGGGAAAACGCACCUUCAGCAGCCGCCUGAUCCUGGAGAAGCAUGUCCAGGUCCGCCAUGGCUUGCAGCUGGGAGCCCUGUCACCUGGUCGGGGCAGUGCCCUGGCUCGAGGUCCUGGUGCCAGAGCCCAGGGGUCAGGACGGAAACGCCGCCAGUCGUCUGAUUCUUGCAGUGAGGAGCCAGACAGCACAACACCACCGGCCAAGUCUCCCCGAGGUGGACCUGGGCCUGGAGGCCACGGUCCCCUGCGCUGUCGGAGCAGUGGCUCAGAGCAGAGUCUCAUGGCGGGGUUGAGGGUGGACGGUGGCACCCAGCAGUGCCUCGACUGUGGCCUCUGCUUUGCCUCCCCAGGCUCCCUCAGCCGGCACCGGUUCAUCAGCCAUAAGAAGAAGAGGGGUGUGGGUAGUACUGGUGCCCUUGGGCUGGGAGAUGGGGAGGAAGAUGCCCCCCAUCCAAAGUCUGACCCAGAAGGUGGAGAUUCACCUUUGCCUGCUUCUGGAGGCCCACUGACCUGUAAGGUCUGUGGCAAGAGCUGUGAUAGCCCUCUGAACCUCAAGACCCAUUUCCGCACGCAUGGCAUGGCCUUCAUCAGGGCUCGGCAGGGGGGCAGUGGGGAAAACUAG
Messenger RNA from Elephantulus edwardii (Cape elephant shrew), 3728 nucleotides. RefSeq names its product zinc finger protein 687 (gene ZNF687). The transcript is spliced from 8 exons. Bases 12 to 3728 code for a protein of 1238 amino acids. Lineage: Eukaryota; Metazoa; Chordata; Mammalia; Macroscelidea; Macroscelididae. The record is from RefSeq and is a predicted model, not a curated record.